GUAUGGCGCCACUCACUUGUCCAGGCUCGUUGUGUCGUAGAGGAGAAUCGAGUUUUUCGGAAUAGUUGUACACCAUCUGUGAACACAAAUAGUGGUUUUCUUAUUUCACGACUCGUGUUGCUCGCUAGUUCUGAGAACGACUCUGGAAAAUUCUAGAAUCCCUCGAGUAUCGCUACAAUCGAUAGAUUCAUUCAGUUAUUGCGACACCUUGAUACACUCGACAGAGAAUUUCCACAGUUUGUCCCUUCGACAUCCGAAAAAUGUCUCUCUUCGGAGGUAUGCUGGGAGAUCUCGAGGAUGACCCUAUUUUUGGGUCUCACAUGCAAUCCAUGCAACACAUGAAUAGCAUGAUGAACUCACUGUUCAGCAACCCAUUUGGAAUGAUGGGGCCAGCUCUGAUGGGGCCUGAGCCUCGUGGACGUCAUCGCCACAACCAGAUGAUGCCCUUUGGAUUCGGAAUGCCAGCAUUCAAUAUGAACGACAUGUUCUCUCAAUUCCAGGAUAAUAUGGGUCAGGAUCCAAAUACUCACGGAAUGUCCUCCACUUCAAUUAUGACUUACACCAGUGGCCCAGAUGGGCGUCCUCAGGUGUAUCAGGCCUCCAGGUCCACUCGGGCUGUUCCGGGAGGAAUAAAAGAGACUCAAGAGACUGUUUAUGACUCUCGUUCUGGCACCAAGAAAAUGGCUAUUGGACAUCAUAUUGGGGAGAGGGCUCACGUCAUUGAGAAACAGAAGAAUCUGAAUAAUGGAGAUGAAGAGGAACAUCAUGAGUUCGUUAAUCUUGAUGAGGAAGAGGCAGACAAAUUCAACCGGGAAUGGGAACAGCGUGCCCGAGGUUCACGUGGACAUCGUAGUGAUCGUGCACUUGAGCAUGGCUCACAUCACAGAAAACGCUCUGAGCCAAGGCGUCUGGCCCUCACUGACGGUACUUCAAGUAGUCAUCAAAGUAGUCGUUCAAGGUGGGCACCAUCUGCGAGAAGAAGCAUAAGACCUAGUUUCAAUAUUGGUAGCACCUCCAGUACUGCAGAUGGAGAGACAAGACCAAAAACGCCAGAGGCAUCAAGCAGUCGUAAACGCGAACACGAUGUUGAGACUGAGACAACUCAUAAGCGCCACAUGUCUAAUAGUCAUGAUUAGUAACAUCAGUUGACGUUAAUGAAGUCUCCAACAUUAAUUCAAUGGCUCGAACUAAAAUAAAUGUGAAAGCUUUACAAUAUUACAAUCGCCACUUGGCGUUAUUUAUAUUCUCCAGUACAAGUAUUUCCAUAAAUAUCAAAUGUAGUUAUUGUCGAUGGACAUAGCACACUCUCGCAUCUUCAGCGUCCGUCGAUGUGUUUAAGCAGAAGCAGAUUAAUUAUGUUUCUGUCGAAUAUUAAUGAGUAAUUGAAGGGAAAAAUGACAUAAAAUAGAAAUCUCAUAAGUUAGCAUAUAUUUUUGACAGAGGCUCCGUUACAUCUCGAUGAAGCUGAAGUAUUAGAUAAAUUAAUGUUCGAAUGGAGACUAUUGAAAAAGGGAGAUACACAUAGGAUUUUACUUUCGUCCCACUUGUAAACAUUCAAUUUUCAUAUUUUAAGAAAAUAUAAUUCAUGACAAAUAA
Messenger RNA from Diachasma alloeum, 1596 nucleotides. RefSeq names its product myeloid leukemia factor (gene Mlf). The transcript has 6 exons. The record is from RefSeq and is a predicted model, not a curated record. NCBI's taxonomy places the organism in Eukaryota, Metazoa, Arthropoda, Insecta, Hymenoptera, Braconidae. Gene Ontology annotation, biological process: regulation of DNA-templated transcription. Gene Ontology annotation, cellular component: cytoplasm; nucleus. Bases 261 to 1136 code for a protein of 291 amino acids.